ACUGUAGAUGAUAUUGUGUAUCUUUCUCUCUGUUCACUACAGGAGGCUCUGGCCCAUGUUAAUGCCCAUGCCGAGGUGGCGCGGCCACCAGUGGACCCAUCGGAGCUGUUCCCCAGGCUGUGCCACCUGGUGCGGGCCGAGACUGGCUACGGCUUCAACCUGCACAGUGAGAAGUCCCGGCCGGGCCAGUACAUCCGCUCCCUGGACCCUGGGUCUCCAGCUGACCACGCCGGGCUCAGACCACAGGACAGACUCAUAGAGGUGAAUGGGGUGAACGUGGAGGGCAUGCGUCAUGCGGAGGUCGUGGCCUUCAUAAAGAGAGGAGGAGAUGAGACCAGGCUGCUGGUGGUGGACCCUGACACAGACCAUCACUUUAAGAAGAUGGGCGUCACCCCGUUGGCCAGCCACGUCAAAGACUAUGACGGUCCGUCCAUAUCCAACGGCUCCCCCAGUCCUCAGAUCAACGGCAGCUUCACCAGCCGCUCCAUCCAGUCACACCACUCUGACCUGAGCAGUCCAGACAACAGCCUGCAGCUGGGAGAGGACGAGGCGAGCCGUCUGAUGGACCCCUUUGCUGAGAUCGGCCUGCUCCUGAGUCCCACAGCGGCUGAGGCCAAAGAGAAGGCCCACGCCAAGAGAGCCAAGAAGAGAGCCCCUCAGAUGGACUGGGACAAAAAACACCAGCUCUUCAGCAACUUCUGAACUUUUCUGCCACCCAAUGAGAGAAGCAGAAAGACUGUCGAAUUUGACAUUUCUGAAACUUACCUUCAACAUCCCUACCCGUUACCCCACCACCACUACCACCCAAUCCAACAGAAGAGAAUACGCAGAUAGAAUGUUGUUCUUUGAACGUUGGCAAUCCAACACCCACUCCCCCCUGCUUCCAAAAUGGACGGGAUGGAAUGAUGGGCAUCUCAUCCUUUACCCCUCCUUCAAUCCUCCCUUCUUCCACCCUUCUCUAUACCCUCAUCCCACCUCAGAGAGAGCUUGUCUGCUGGACUGAACUUGUCUGCUGGACUGGACUGGAAUAAGAGACUCAAGAUUAGCAGCUUCUUCUGAAUCCUCCCGUCAUCAUCGCUCUUUCCCUAAACCAUCCGAUGUCCCUCCUCUUCUACCACUAACUCCCACUUCCUCUGAGGACUGCUCUGGAGAGAGGAGGCACUUAUUUUUGUAUUUAGAAAGUAGAAAAGCACCAUAAUAGGUGUUAGCCAGCCCAGCUAUAAGGAGUAUGGGGAAUAUGGACUAUGUGAGAUGUUUGUGAACACUGUGACCUGAUCUUAAACAUUGGGGUUUGUUUUGAUCCAGUAAGAGAAGGAACGUACGCCCAAAGAUGGAUAAAACUUUUCCUCCCAUGAUCCUCCUGUGAUUUUAUUGUGUGAUCGAUGCGCCUCAGACUUCAAGGAUUCGCUCACCAGGAAAAGCACAAACUGGAGGCUAAAUAGCAUCGCUUCUGUAUCAUCUCUGUUUGUAUCAAAACAUCUGUUUUCUCAUAAUGUCAUAACAUUUCCACUUUGCUCCCUAUGUUGGAUAUGAACUGGUAUUCAUAGAUGGUGUUAACAAUGCAUAGACAAUCAAAAGCCUUACUCCAUCCAUCCCUCUCAAUAUGAUAGCAUUUAAGCUACAUUGACUAAAUGCAUGUAUACAUGCACACACACAAGCCCCCUAUGAUUCUCUAGCCUAUAGGCCUGCUUCACUCAUUCUAAGGCAGUUUUAGUUCAAUAGAGUGAAUAGAGUGAAGAGUGAAUAGAUCAAGCAUUGAGUUUUUUACACUGCCUGUCUAGUACACCAGGGGGUGCUAAUAAGACACACAGCAACAUGAAGCCACUACAGUGCACUGCUCCGAGAUGUAUGAGGAUUGGGACAUGAAAGUACCAUAGAAGGAGAAGAUAGUCUGGGGAUGAUAUGACCACUUUAAAGAUGUAUGAGAUCUAUGUAACACCUUGUAACAUUUACGUAAAGCCUGCAGGUAUCAUGUGUUAUUACUAGUUAUGAGUAUCUAUCAUGCUUUAUUACCUGUUAUGAGCAAACAUAAUGCUUUAUUACUUGCUAUGAGCAUGUAUAAUGCUUUAUUACUUGCUAUGAGCAUGUAUAAUGCUUUAUUACUUGUUAUGAGCAAAUAUAAUGCUAUAUUACUUGCUAAGAGCAUCUAUAAUGUUUUAUUACUUGCUACAGUAUGAGCAUCCAUAAUGCUGUAUUACUUGUUAUGAGCAUCUCCAUCUAUGAGCCGAACACCUUUUAUAUGCAAAAGUAUAGAUACAAAUAAUGUAUGAAAUACCAAGAUGGAUAUUGUACGGGAUUGAAAGUGAGCCCAGAGUAUCAAAGAAAGCUUACAUCAUUCAGUGUUGAUGUGAUGUUGUGGUAAUGUUAUGCUCAUGUUGUGGUACAGUGAUGACAGACUGACAUAGUGCUUGUAUCAGCUACUCCAGACUGGGUGUCUUUCUGUUGCACUUCAGAAGGGAAGGACACAGUUAUUUUUGUACAACAUGCCUGAAUGCUGUGGAUGGUGGACCGGCUGUGGUAUCAAGGGCUUUGGUAUGUGAGUAUAGCCUGGUCGCAAAUCUGUUUGUGCGGUAUUGCCAACUCCUAUGGUCAUUAUCAAGAGGCGUCACACAACAAUAGCCAUAGGAGUUGGUAAGACAGCACAAACCGAUCUCGGACCAUGCUACUCUGAGCUAUGGGGCUAGGGGGUCUGAUCAGUGGGCCUGCCCAGUGGGUGUGUGGGAGAGGCCUAUCCUGGAGGUCAGACUCAGAGAUGCUCUAAUGAAUGAGACCAGGGGAGCCACAGGACUUACAGGAGAUUAGUCCUAGCAUAGGAUAGCAUGGGGACAGCUGUCCUGCGCACAGACACAGACGGACCCCAGACCAAACCACUGUCACGCCUCAUAAGGGGGUGAAGGUCAAGUUUAUCUUACUGUGUGUGUGUCAUCCACUGUUACGGAUAGUAAUCUCAGAUCCCCCCGGUCGUUCAUAUUGUGGUAGGAUCUACACAAAGAGAACACUCCCCAGACCAAACCACUGCUACAUCUCAUACGGGGGUGAAGGGAGAUAGAAGGGAAAGUUUGUCUCUGUGUCAUCCAUUGUUACUAUUCACCCAGGGUCCGUAUAGUGCCGAUCUAGGAUCAGUUUUGCCUUUUAGAUCAUAAUUAAUAAGAUUAUAUGGACAGGAGGGACCUGAUACUAGUUCAGCACUCCUACUCUGAGACGCUUUCUGAAUACGGGCCCAGGUCCCCCCUGGAGGUUCAUAUUGUGGUAGGAUCUGAAAUGCGGGUCCCUGGUUGGGCUAGGUCUGAGGUACAGGCCAGGGUCAGCUGUGCUAUGCGGCGCCCACACCACACUUAGGACGGAGAGAAAUGUCUGAUCUGUUUUCAUAUAUUGCACAAUUAAUUUUUUGUUAAUAAGCAUAUUGUCAUUACUAUUACACAUAAUAGUACAGAAAACAGUUUUUAUUUCUCUGGUUUCCAUUUGUGAUCUAGCACCAAUGUGUUUGCAUAAGGGUUUUGACUAUUGGUCCAUAUGAUGAGCUGACCGUUAAACCCUGAGCAGAAUGGUGUAUGACCCAUGUAUAUUUACAUUUUAGUCAUUUGGCAGACGCUCGUAUCCAAAGCGACUUAAAGGAGCAAUUUGGGGUUAAGUGCCUUGCUCAAAAGUUUGUUGACAGAUUUUUCACCUAGUCGGUUUGGAGAUUCAAACCAGCGACCUAUCGGUUACUGGCCCAAUGCUCUUAACCACUAGGCUACCUGCCUCCCUACGGUGUAUAUAUAUGGCAGGUUGUAUUUUUUCAAUAAAGUGUGACAAUCUCCUUCUGGACUAUAUGACA
Salvelinus namaycush (lake trout) is the source of this 3817-nucleotide messenger RNA. Its product is annotated as Na(+)/H(+) exchange regulatory cofactor NHE-RF2-like. Lineage: Eukaryota; Metazoa; Chordata; Actinopteri; Salmoniformes; Salmonidae. Gene Ontology annotation, biological process: protein localization to plasma membrane. The transcript is spliced from 4 exons. The record is from RefSeq and is a predicted model, not a curated record. Gene Ontology annotation, cellular component: apical plasma membrane. Gene Ontology annotation, molecular function: signaling receptor binding; protein-membrane adaptor activity. The annotation marks the transcript as partial.